Plectropomus leopardus (leopard coralgrouper) is the source of this 2839-nucleotide messenger RNA. RefSeq names its product leucine-rich repeats and guanylate kinase domain containing (gene lrguk). Gene Ontology annotation, molecular function: GMP kinase activity; protein binding. NCBI's taxonomy places the organism in Eukaryota, Metazoa, Chordata, Actinopteri, Perciformes, Serranidae. The record is from RefSeq and is a predicted model, not a curated record. Gene Ontology annotation, cellular component: cytosol.
GAGCUAACUUACUAGCUAUCUGAAACACAGAUAUUUAGACAUUUUGCCACCAAGUCCUCGCUUCAAAAGGCUUAUUAAUCAGUUUUAACCCUUUUGUCGCCUAAUUUUCAUCAUGGAAUUAUGAAGGAAACAAUGAGUCAACAGUUUUCCUCGGCGUCCCCUGGCUGCUGUCCCCCAGGGUCCCACAGUGACGCUGUCUUAGCAGAGGCUCCCAGCAGCAAGGAUAACAGAGACAUGGAGAAGGAUGGUGUUUUAACUGCUGAGAUGGUCUCCGGCUUCGUAUCCAACCUUGGACGCUGUGGCACUGGACUGCAACAUUUUUACCACCAGCUGUCUCUGCCUAGUCAAAAUCUGCAGGACAUCUCUGUUUUAUGCAAUUAUGUCCAUCUUCAAAAGCUGGAACUGCCACACAACAAAAUUAAAGAUUUAUCCUGUGUGAGCCACAUGCCCUACCUCGUCAUCCUGGACGCUUCUCACAACGAAAUCUCCAGCUUCUUUGGAUUCCAGCAGCCCAAGAACCUAAAAGAGGUCAAUUUCUCCCACAACCAUAUGACAAAAAUGAAGGAUUUGUCAGCCUAUUCAUCUCUUAGUAACCUGGAUUUGAGCUACAACAGUUUCAGAGAGAUCAGUGGUCUUGAGCAGUGUUGCAAGCUCGCCCAUCUCAGCCUGGCACACAACAAGAUCUCGAGGAUCAGCGGCCUGGACAGACUGCCUCUCACACACCUCUGCCUUAGGGGGAACCAGCUGGAGAGGAUUGAAGGGUUGGAGAAUCUGAAAAGUCUGCAGGUUCUUGAUUUGUCUCUGAACCGAAUCACCAGUCUCUCUGGCCUCCAGAAUCUCCACAUACUGGGCUCCAUCAAUCUGGAGAAAAAUCUGAUAAAUGAAAUCCAGGAGUGCAAACACAUUCAUGAUCUUUUUCUGUUGAGGGACCUUAAUCUGCUGGGAAACCCCAUACAGGAGCAACCUGAUUACAGACUGGCAGUGGUCUUCCUCCUUCAACAUCUGACUGUGCUGGAUCAAGAUAAAGUCACUGCAGAAGAAAAGGUGUCAGCAGUAAACAAGUAUGACCCUCCUUUGGAUGUGGUGGCAGCCAGGGAUCACAUGACCCACCUGGUGUAUCAGCUGAUGCAGCCCCAGGUGCUCUAUGACAGCACUUUGCCCAGUGCGGACUCUCCGUAUCCCAUGCUGGUUUUGACUGGUCCUGAAGGCUGUGGGAAGAGAGAGCUGGCUCACAGGCUGUGUCAGGAGUUGAGCGAAUACUUUGCCUACGGAACCUGUCACACCACUAGGGGGCCCCAUGUUGAAGAGGAGAGUGGAGUUGAUUACCAUUUUGUCAGUGAGGAAGAUUUUCAGAACAUGAUUCACAUGGGUAAGUUUAUCCAGACCAUGCAGUACAGGGGUCACCGCUACGGUCUGACCAGAGACGCCUUAGAGGAUGUUGCCAGAGAAGGACUCGCCUGCUGUGUGCAUAUGGAGCUCGAGGGUGUGUUCAGUCUGAAGAACAGCCACUUUGAGCCUCGAUACAUCCUACUCAUCCCCACCCAGAUGGAGAAGUUCAUGGGCCACCUGAAAAACUGUGGUCUCUACACGGCAGCACAGAUUGACAUAGUGAUGUCACGUAUUGAGCUCUACGCCAGCACCAACAGACAGCGAUUGGGAUUCUUCGAUAACGUUAUUCCCUGCGAUGACUGGGAAGAAGCCUAUCGGACACUGAGGCAGGUGGUGAAGGAGUACCUGUUACUAGAGGAGCAGGAGGACAGAGAAGACAACACAGGUUCCCCUGACAACACUGCCACAGGUCACGAGCCAGACGAGAAGCUACCCUCACCACCCCUGUCGAGGUCAGGAUCAGGCUCACUCACGUCACACUCUGCCACAGCCCUCGACCCCUCUGAUCCGUCUUACAGAAUCUAUUUCACCAAGAUCCAGGCAGAGCUCAGCCCUCAGAAGAGCCCCGCUGAGCUAGCGUCCAUCAGGAGGCGUGAGCAGCUGGUGAGAGAGGCUAUAGUGGGGAAGAGUCCAGGGGUCUACAGCCAGCUCUUCAAAAGCUCUGCGCCAACAGCACCGUCAUCGCUGCAGAAUCCUGAUGCCCAUUUUAGUGAGGACAGCAGCAGCUUAGAUGGGUCUCGUGCCAGUUCAGCUCUGACUGUGCCCAGUUCAGCUGGAGCCUUGUCUGGUUCAGCGGAGCCGCUUGAUAGGUCUGUCCUUGGACACACCUUGGAAACACUCAAAGACCAGACUCCUGAACCCACCACCCGUCCAGGCGCAGAUCAGCAAGCCUUGGCAGUGUCUCCCUCCUCUGAUGGACGUCCCGGAUCCAACGUCAAGCCCAUUCUGCCACCAAUCCCCACCGGGCGCAAGACCCCUGCAUCACCCAGCCCGGCUCCAUCACCCAGACCUCAGACACAGCAGUCUGUGAGGGAGGAGGUUUAGACAGGAGGGGGAGCUUUCAAGGUUUUAGGGUGUCUGAAUUAUACCACAAUUGUAAAUGUUCAAAGUCACUGGUUUUUAAAGAAUACGCCAUAGAAAUAGAGUAGAACAGACAUCCCCAUUUAAAGAAAUGCAGCAGGAUGGUCAGAGCGUAGACAUUUUUACGUGUACUAUUACCACAUUUUAGUGAGCUAACUUGCUCACUUUACUCACUGAGGUGAGGUUUACGGCCAAAUGAGCACUGUGGAAGUACAUUUUUAAUUAACUUUUAAAAUAUUGCUGUAACUAUUAUUUCCCUGGUUUUUUACCAUUUAUUUUGUGUUUGUUGAAAACUGUAAAUGACAAAAUGUAAAUGCCUCUGAAGAAAAGUGAGAGACGCUGCUCAGUGGACAGAUGAGAGGCAGAGAGA